UUGAAUACUUCACCUCAGAGAGAAAAAAAAGAGAGAGAGAGAGAGAGAAAGAGAGACAGAGAGAUCCAAAAGAUCCCACUAGCACACGAACAAAUUCCACAGGUUUGAUGUUUUGCAGCCCAUUUGGGCCGCUCCUCCACCACCGCCCGGCCCUCAUGGCUCACGGCCAGGUGCGACGCUGACCACCGGCUUCGUGCGGGAAGGUCAAGAGGUUUUGUCGCCCAAGGAGAUUCUGAAGAACUACCUGAAGACGUGGUUUUUAAUCGACGUGCUGACCUUGGGUCCUGACUGGACCUUGGAGAUCAUGGCCUAUGCCACGGCAGCCAGCGGGACAAGCUCUGAUGGGAGUGUGGGCACCUCGGGCAGUGAGUCCAUGCGCUUGCUGCGGGUCUUCCGGGUGGUGCGCGUGGCACGGCUGCUGCGUUUGCUGAAAGUGAAGUGGCUUCUGGAGACCAUAGGCGAUGCCAUCCCCAUGUCGGACUACACCAGUAUCGUCGCGAGAGUCGCACAGAUGAUGGCCAUUUUGCUGUACUUGAACCACGUGAUUGCGUGUGUGUUCUUUGCCACCACGACCUUGGGUUCCUACAAGACCUCCUGGACCGAUCGCUAUGUGGAGCCUGGCAGUGAUUGGCGUGAUGCCUACAUGGUCGCUUUGCACUGGUCCUUGACGCAGUUCACCCCUGCAGCGAUGGAUGUUCAACCGCAGAACCCCUUGGAACGUGCUUAUACCAUCAGCGUGGUGAUCUUUGCCUUGGUUGGCUUCUCCUACGUGGUGGGCGACAUUAGCUCCUGCCUCACUCAGCUGCGAAAUAUGUCGGAGACCUCUUCGAAGGAGUUCCGGAAGCUGCGGAACUUCAUGCGGAUGCACAAUGUCCCUCGGCAGCUGGCGCUGAGGGUGACGAAGUUUGCAGAGCAUGCCUACAGCAAGCAGCGGGAGGCGAUGCCCAUGAGCAAGGUGACCUUGUUAAACUUGGUCUCGGAACAGCUCUUAGGGGAACUCGCCUUUGAGAUGAACAAGCCCUUCUUGAUCAUCCACCCUCUCUUUGAGAACAUGGAGGCCUAUGCCACCAUCCUCUUACAGCGGCUCUGCACUAAGGCCUUGGUCACCAAGCAAUUGGCGCACAAUGACUUCCUCUUCGUCUCCGGGAAACAGGCGGAAGCCAUGUAUUUCCUCUCAUCGGGUCAGCUCCUGUACAAGAAGAGCAUGUCCGAAGAAGAUAAGGAGUACGUCCAGGCGAACCUCGACUGGGUCACCGAACCAGCGCUGUGGCUUUCCAACUGGGAACACCUAGGCACGGCGGAGGCCCUGGGGGAGUCGGUGUUGAUCAGCAUCAACGCGGAGACCUUCAAGAAGGUAGUGGCCCAUUCGAACCCCGCAUACAUCCGAGUGAUUCAGAUCUAUGCUCGUCGUUUCCUGGUCUGGAUCAACGAAGUGCCACUGCACGAGCUCUCGGACGUCUUCCAGAAAGAGCUCAUCGAACCUCAGAUCCGCUCCUUUGUGCCCGAUGGGAUGCUCUUGGGGCGUAGCCCCUCUGCGGAUUUGUCCCACUGAUGGGCCAGACGCCUACAGCUGGUUGAGGUCUGACGGUGAGUGUGGCACGGCAGAUGAGCCAAGCACGGGAAAGAAGGCCGUUUCACCGCCGCGUCGACGAUGUGCAUCUGCCAGUGGCAAUGUCAGCU
Messenger RNA from Durusdinium trenchii, 1680 nucleotides. NCBI's taxonomy places the organism in Eukaryota, Dinophyceae, Suessiales, Symbiodiniaceae. The record is from the annotation of a GenBank genome assembly.